This is a messenger RNA of Anopheles arabiensis, 13488 nucleotides long. RefSeq lists its product as uncharacterized. The transcript is spliced from 9 exons. Gene Ontology annotation, cellular component: PR-DUB complex. Lineage: Eukaryota; Metazoa; Arthropoda; Insecta; Diptera; Culicidae. The record is from RefSeq and is a predicted model, not a curated record. Gene Ontology annotation, molecular function: chromatin binding; DNA binding. The coding region runs from base 1142 to 11671 and encodes 3509 amino acids. Gene Ontology annotation, biological process: positive regulation of transcription by RNA polymerase II; animal organ morphogenesis.
UCGUGCGAGAAAAAGAAUCCGAAGUGAGAGUAGGGGGAACAAAAAACACGCAGAAAAGUGAAGGUGUUCUGCAGCGAAGCGAGUGUGUGUGCACAUAUCGCUGGGUAAAAAUUUGCAUUUUCUACUGCGUGCUGCGGUUCGGUUUUGUUGCCAGUAAGUUUCAUCGGAACGGUCUCGUAUAGUGUGAACGCAGGGGGAGGAAAGCGGAGAGCAGCGGAAGCAAGCGAAGUGGUGGAAUAAAUUGUUUGAAACAAAAGAAAAGAAAGCGUCGUGUACAAGCGCUAGCAAAAGCCAGCAGAAGCAGCAGCAACUAAUGCGAGAAGAGAAUAGAUGAAAGUGAAUGAUUUGAGCAUGUGUGUGUGUGUGAGUGGCAGUGGAAGGAAAGUGGCAGAAUUCUUCUCUGCUCGAUAAGGAAAUUGAACUAAAAUUUGUGAAAAGCGCUCCAAGUUGUGGGAAGAGAGCGGUCGCUGCGGUAGUGAAGAUUGGCUCAAGAUUUGCCGGAAACGAAUUCACCCAAAACCAGUGUUUAGCAAUGUGUGUCCUCUCUGUGUGCACCGUCAUGAAACGGUAGAGCGAGAGUGAGUGUGUGUGUGUGAAACAAAGGGAAGAGGAGCGUGGGGUCCCCCCCCCAAGCACAAGCGCUUUCAAUUGUUCGGUAGCGGCGGCAAUAGAAAAAGAAAUAAACAGUGAGAGCGCACUCGCGCCUGUGUGUGUGUGUGUCGAUGGCGGCGAUUCCGCGGCUCAUUUCCGCGUUCUAGUUUGGGGGUUUUCUUCCCCCCAUCCGUCCGCGCCACCCACUGGUGAAAAACAAAGUCACGGGAAAGCCCAACCCAAAGGCAGCACCGCCGAAGCACAUACCCUUUUGGAGCAGACGCCCACCUGGAAGGGAGCGGAGCGGAGUGAUCGUUUGCCUGUGUGUGUGCUGUGCUGUGUGGCCUGGAGCAGGAGGACACCUUCCCCUCCACCCGCCUGCUGCACAAUUUUCUUUCUUUUCUGUCGGUCCCGUCUCCAACGCGAAACAGCACUGGGCAAAUGUUCUGCGGUCGCCGUCGACGGUGUCUCACUACUACCACCAACACCAUCAUCACCACUACCACCACCACCACCAAGAUAGCUACUUCGCUGAAAAGUGCAUCCCACAAUGGAAUGCGAUGUGUCGCCCGUUCCAUCGGUACAGGCGAACCGUACGGCGAAGCAGCAGCCCCAACACAUUGCCACGGCGACGGUGCUAGUAACGGCUGGACCGGUAGCAGCAAAAAGCAGCGCCACUAACAAUGGCAGCAGUAGUAACAGCAGCAGCAGCAGUAGUACCGCAUCGUCAGCUACUCUCAUCACCCCCAGCACCACCACUACCAGUACGGGUACAGCGGCGGGGAGCAGUGACACAGUCGCCUCCACCGUCGAUGAAGCGAUGGCAGAAGAGCCCUCCGCCAUGGAACCGACGACGACGAUGGCGACGGCGCCGGCGACGACGGUGGAAGACGACGAUGACGCGACACCUUCCUCAUCGAUGGCGGCGGGUGUCGGGGCGCCGGAAGGUGGCGACUCGAGCGUCAAGCAAAGUAUCAGCAGCAAUAACAGUAACAAUAAUAGCAGCAACAAAAGCCUCAACAUUGCCGGCAGUGAGACGGCGGGCGGCAGGCCGCUACUACUUCCCCCGGAUCCGGUGGCAGUGAUCGAAAUCAGCGACCAGAGUAUGGCGGACGACAUCAGCUACCCGGAGCUGGUGUCGUGCGUCGACACGGAAACGGCCUGCGUGGUGCUGUCGGACGAGUACGACUCGUCGCUUCCGCUGCGCGAAGACGAUCCGCUGAACGUGUCCGUCGGUUCGAUCGACAUGAUGUUACCCUCUUCGCCGCAUUGCAGUACGCCAGUGUUUGCUGGGGCGGAGUUGAGUUCCCCCCGGCAGGGGAGGAUAGGGACGCCGGUAGGCAAUGCGAGUGUCAGUACCAGCACUACAGGCACCGCCAGUACCACCAGCACCCCGAAGCACAAUCAUCAUCUGCGGCGGAAUCUUCCGAGGCUGGCGACGAGCCGGCAGCAGCAGCAGCAGGCGAACGCCGUCAAGCAGCUGCCCCAAUCCGGCCCGGGCAGUCGGGGCGGUGUGGCGACGGAAAAGCGACAGCUACGGCAGGCGGCAGCGCAGGACGCAGGCCGUAACAGUGGCGGUGCGGCAUCGACGAUGCGCGAGGUGCUCGCCUCGAUACCGGGGUUCAGCAUCAAGCCGCGAAGGCGCACGAACAAAAAGCUGUCGACCGCUGCCCAGCUCGAGCAGACGCGCGAGGGCUGCGUGGAUCUGGAGACGCCCGACUCGAUACUGGUGCACACGAACCUGCGCGCCCUGCUAAACCGGGACACGUUUCAGCUCCUUCCGCCGCUGUACCAGUACAAGCUGGUGCAGCUGCUACCGCCGGUCGACCGGCCACCACUGCCGGAGGCGACGCAGUGCGAGCAGAACGGCAUCCGGCUGAACCCGUCCGGGCUGAACAACGAGUUCUUUGCGCGCGCCUGCCACGAGUGGCGCGACCGGCUGGCGGAGGGCGAGUUUACGCCCGAGGCACAGCUGAAGAUGCGCUCGGAGGCGGAGCGCGAGAAGAGCAAGCUCGAUCCGUGGAAGCUGAAACACUUCGAGCCGAUGUGGGGCGACCGGAAGUACGCCGGGUCGUUCUUUGGGGCGGCAGGCACGGUGGCUAAUCCAACGCCACCGACUCCACCACCACCACCGGAGCCGGCGAUAGCCGUCACAACAGCGAUGGCUGUCUCCGUCGCACCGGUCGUCCUGUCGCCCGCGCUACAAUCACCACCGGCAGUGCAGGUGGUUGCACCCGCGACACAAUCCAUUCCGGCGACGGCACAUACUCCGUUGAUCGGUGCGAAUAGUAGUAGUAGCAGCACCCUACCACCGUCCGUUUCUAUCCUCCCGGUGUCGAAGGGAGUGGUCAGUGGGCAUGCUACGAUCGUGAACGUCGCGGCAAGGCAAACGGUCCAACCACCAACGGUAGCGAUUGCACCGCAACUAACGCCCCGGGUGCAUCCCGUCACGGCCAAGAUCGAUCCGAGCGCGCGAUCGCUGUCCAAGAUGCAGCCGAUCACAUUCUCCACGGCAGCGAGCGUUGUUAGGCCGACGAACGCGGCCAGCGGUACGUGCAGCAGCAUUAGCAGUAACACAAUCAUCACAUCCUCCACCGGCACCAUCAUUCUACCCUCGCGGACGACAAUAACAGUCACUUCCGGCAGCGCGUCUAAAGGCAGCGGCAGUGGCGGCAGCAUUCCAAGAGGUGGAAGCACCGGCGGUGGAGGUUCAGCCGCCGGAGCGAGCGGGCUCUCGGUGGUUCCGAUCAAUGUCCUUACGUGCAGUAGUAGUAGCAGUAGUAGUAGUAGCAGUAACACUGUAAAUACAGCCCGACCCGCACUAAAGACAACGAUAAAGUUGCGUCCCACGACAGCCAUCGCCACGAGCACAACGGCGGCGGCGGCCGCGGUACCAACAGCUGGCAAGGAAAGCAAACACAACCAUCCACCGUACUCCGUCGUCGGUUCAGCGCCGAACGCCGCGUCGGUCAUGGUCGGAGGGGCAGGCGGCACUAAGCGCCUGCUGCCCACGGCUAUGAGCGUGAGCAGUAGCAGCGGCAGUACCACAAUCAGUAGUAGCACCAAUGCCGUGAAUUUGGCCGGUGCGUCAGCCGCCAUGAAGCCACAAAGCAGCAGUCCCGCCGGCUCAUCCUUGCCGAUGUCUCCGAAGCGGCUGCGAACGGUCGGUGCCGUGACACGGUCGGCUUUGGCCGGAACGGGCACACAGCAGCUGCCGCCAGCGCAGCACAAUCCACUCCCAACAACCACCACGGGUAUGGCGGCUGCCGGGUCGACCAUUACGCUCGGUUCUCGGCCGGUCGUCGUGAAGGUGGUUGAACCGUACCGUCCGUCUGCGAUGGUGCGUGCGGUGCCGGUUGAACCGGUGAUCGCUAGCGGAGGAGCAAGCUCCAACCUAAAGCGAACCCACAGCAGCAGCAGUAGCAGCAAUCGCGCGUUGACGCCCGAGCUAAGCAGCAGUAAGAUGACGAAGCGGAAAACAGACGAUGAGGGUGGUGGUUUGCAGCAGCAGAUCAACAGUAGCACCGGAAGCUUUACCGCCGGCAGCUUGUUGCAGCACGGCAAUCCGCGUCGAAUGGUGGCUGUCGUGACGGCGAGUAGCGCCAUGGCGGACGGUAGCAACAUCAGCAGUAGCAGCAGUAGCAGUAGCAACAGCAGCAGCAAUGCUGCAAUGUAUAUAAGCAGUAAUAAUAGUAGUAUGAAUCGCCUUAUCACCGCCACCAGCAGCACAACUAUGCCGGCCACUUCCACUGACGGCGUAAGGAGUAGCAGCAGCAGCAGCAGCAGCAGCAGCAGCGGCAAGAGAAGCACCAGCAGUAGCAUUGUCGGUGGCAAUAGCAAUAGCAAUAGUAGUAGGAUAAAUGUUAGCUGUAGUAGCACCAUUAACUCGGAGGGAUUAGUAAUGAUCAACCCGACCUCCAUUGCCACCACAACCACGGCCGGGCCCGGGAUCUUGCUACAGGCCGGUGCGAAGGCUCGAAGACAAGUAGAAUGUGAUACGCGAACGGUGGCCUCGAUGGCGACCGCACCGAUCGAUCAACGGCGAAUGGUGCUGAUUGAGGGCGGCGCGAGCGAGAAGCGCCGCCGAGGGCUGCUAACCGAACCGCCGGUGGCGACCGUCAUCGGCUCGGCCAAGCGAAGAGCACCGCGGCAAGGCAACCGUGCGAACAGAGGCCGGCACAGCGAGGGGUUGCUAGCUGCCCGGGGGACAACGGCUCCACCGACCACAACGAUCACGAUAGUGGACGAUGAGGAGGCGGAUGGCGGCAGCGUUGGUUCCCCUUCGCUGCUGGUCGGUCGCUCAGAGCCGGAAGGAGAGGAAAGCCACGAGGUGGACGAGAGUGACGAGAAUCGCGAGGUGCUACGAAGACGCAUCGUAGGACCGAUGGUAAAUGGCGACUUCGGUGAGGGAGCUCGAAUAGGACGCGCUGGCGCUGCUUCCUCACCGCCGCUCGUUCCCUCUUCGGACAUCAUUCUCGAGGAAGCGAUCGACUGUGGAGAUGUUGGCGAUGGUGGCGGAAUGCCGGGCAGUACCCGGCAUAUUGGUGGGGGACGGUUGAAAAGAUCGGAUCAUGGCGGCGAAGAGCUAGUGGAGACGAACACCACCUCACCGAUCUUGCAGGAAACGAUCGAGCAGGCGAAUCGCGAGCGGUUGAUGGAUAUGAAUCAUCUCGCCUCGCUCAACGCUAGCGGUGGCGGCGGCACGACACAGAUGAUUUACGAUCAAAACACGGGCCAGGUGUACAGUGUGAUGUGCUUACCGCAGCCGACAAAUUCUGCCCUCGGAGGUAGUGCACUAAAUCUUCGCUCCCUGCCCUCCUCGUUGACUGUAACGGCUUUACCGCAGCAGCAACAACAGCAGCAGCAGCCACACCAUCCAUCUCAGCAACCGCAACUGUCCAUUUCGAACGAUAGCAGUAAUAGUAGCAGCGUCUCGACCACCGCCAUGAUGGCAGCGAGUGACAAUCAUCUGGAUGGCGGCGGAGGUGCAGGAGGGCCGGGAACGACGGCCACCUCCGUUACGGGCAUCAGUACGUUCGAGAACGUACUGCGCCACCACGUGGGGCAGGGUGGAAAUGUCGACUCUGACCUGCUGAUCGUUAAUCCGAGCAAUAUGAUGUCCAAUGUCGAGUUGAAAGUGUCAGAAGAGCUGGAUGACGUUGGUGCAGUGAUGGCUGCAAGGGGAGACAUCGGACGGACUGAAGGGGACGACGAGGAGGAAGAUGAGGAAGAAGAGGACGAUGAAGGUGAUGGGGAGCUGGUUCACACCACCACCACAACCACGAACACUGCCGACGAAGAGGAGGAAGAGGACGAGGAGGAGGAGGAAGAGGAUGUGGACGAAGUGGAGGAAGUAGAGGCUGAGGUGGAGGAGCAGGACGAGGAGGAGGACCCGGAUGCGAUGAUGCUCCGGCAAGGGUUGCAGCAAAUGCACGGAGGCUUGGAGGAGAGUUACGAGGAUGAAGAAAACAACGCUCCCACCGGGUGUUUCAAUGGUGAACUGAUUAGGACCAGCACCAGCACCGCCACUUCCGGCAAUAAGUUAAGUAGUUACGGUCAACCGAAUCUUCAACAUCUGCACCUGCAGCAACAGCAGCAGCAGCAGCAGCAGCACCAUCCCAAUAAUCAUCUUCAUGCGUCGCACCAUCGGCAGGCAGCGAUGGCUGCUGGUGUCAUGAACAUGAACAUGAAUCUGACGGGCUUUCAUCACGAUCACGAGCUGCUGCAUCAGCAGCAACAGCAGCAGUUGCAGCAGUUGCGAAAUGCGACGGCCGGCACCAUCACCAGCUCACCUUCAGCUUCGUCGGACCAGGGGCUGAUGAUGAUGGUGACGACGAGUGCCGGCGAUGAAGCUGGCGACGGUGGUCCAUCCUCAAACAGCGGCGAUGUAAUGGUGAUGGCGAACAACUACUGUGAUAAUCUGUCUGCCGCCGAUGAAGCUGACGGCGAGGAUGAGGAGGAAGAAGAGGAGGAACAGUACGGGCAGCAGCGGGAUGGCCAUGAUCGUAUGUUGCUGGCUGUGGGCGAUGACGCUGGAUUGGAGGAGCAAGCAAUCGAUACGAUCGUAGAUCAGUACGGCAAUCAAUUGCAUCCGUCGGGCAUGAACCAUCUGAAUCACCAUGACGACGGCGUUAUGCACCAUCACCUUCAGCAAGGGUCGGAAGGGGAGGAGGAGGAGGAGGAGGAUGUAGAGGAAGCCAGCUUCGUUCUCGAUCAGAUGCAGCAGCUGCAGCAACAGUUUCAGAACCAACAUCCGCAGCAACAGCACCAUCACCACCAGGGACUACUGCAGAACCACCAGCAGUUGGUGACGUCUUCCGAUGGAACGCAGGUGCAUCUGUAUCCCGGUGCGGGAGGCAUGCUGCUGGACGGUGAUGGACUGGAUGGCGGCGCUAGCUGUGAAGGUGUGGAAGAAGAUCAGCCACAUCACUACCAGCAGCAGCAACUGUUGUUGAAGGAGGAGAAGAUGGAAGAUGAUCAGCAGUUGCAGCAACAGCAGCAUCUGCAUCACCAGCAAGUAUCAUCCGAUGGGCAGCACCACAUUCAGCAUCAGCAGCAGUAUACGAACAGUCAACAUAAUCAGCUGAUGGACAAGUAUAUCGACGAGAUGGACGGUGGUGCGAAUGACGCUGCCGGUUCUGCUGGUGCAUACGUUCUCGAUCCGAGCAGUGGCGAAGUGAUCAGAACAGAAAUUGUGGAACACAAUCACGAUCAAGCAGCGAUGACGUUGGAACAAAUGCGAGAUGAACAACAGGAUGGCUUAUUCGAGGGUGGCGAAACGUCAUCCAUGUUAGUUGAAGACGACGAAAACCAGUGUGUCCACGAGCUCGGUCCGAUCGUCGAAGUCGGGGAGGAUGCUGCUCAGCAACGAGUGGACGAAUCUGAUGACGAUGGCAAAGCAGUGAGUAGCGAUGAACGAGAACGGCAAACAAUGGAUCUGGCGAACGAGAGCUUAGACGAGAACGACGAUGAAGGCGGCGAGGGCGGCGACCACGAGGGUGUCUCCAAACAACGAACCAACGUUUAUCAGCACGAUAUGGGUGCGUUGGUGGCAACGGUAUCUGGCGCUUUGAAUGUAACGACACCGGCGCCGAUCGUUAGCUCAUUUUCACCCUCGAUCACCAACAUGCCCGUGCUGGCGGCGAAACGGACCACCAUUCUGGUGGUGGAAGACUGUAUCGCAACGAAUGGGCUGCAUGCGUCGUACGAGCCGGCACGAUUCUCCCGGAGACGCUCACUGAACGGUGUAGAGAGUGUGCUGUCACCCUCGUUAGGGAAACGGUGUGGCAACGAACUGUUUCUCGGUGGAAGCUCUUACAUACCAGCAGUAAAGGAUCAGCACGCUGGCAAUGAACAGAAGGCUGGUGGUGGCAGUCACACUGAUCGCGUCGAGGAAGUGCUUACAGUAGCACCCUCAUCCGCCGCCGGUGGUGAUUGGCCGCAGUUCAAAAUGAAGAUGAUGGAUUCAACGAAAAUGAUGGUGGUAGAUCAUCACCAGCUCGUCGAUGGCAAUAACAGUAUUAUCAUUUCGCCGAUGGGUACGCCCGGAACGACCACGAUGGUGUCCUCGCCCGGUGCAGCAGCAUUACAGCAGCAGCAACAGCAGCUCCAUACCACCCAGGCCAUUCAUCAGCAUCAGCAGCAGCAGCUAGCAGCAUCACAGCAACACAUCAUAUCUCAACAAUCCCCUACACCGAUCUCGAUGGCAACGACUGCAACGAUCGUGCAACAGCUUGCCAGCCAUAAUGCUCUUCAGCACGCACAGCAGCAGCAGCAGCAGCAUCAACAACGUCAGCAGCAACAGUUGCACUCUCCCGUCAGCAGUACCAACCCGACCGGUAUCAGUUUUUUAGCUCAUCAUGCCCCGCAGCAGCCCGCCGUACAAACCAUGACACCGGUGUCGACAGCGGCCGUGCUAAGCUCACCGCAACAUCCAGCAGCAGCGACAACACCGCAAGGGUUGAGCAUAUUUCAGCUAAAUCCUCAGCAGCAGCAGCAGCAACACCACAGCCCGCAGUCGGUGCUAGGAUGCGGCAACAGUACGAUCCAGCUUACGUCAGAGAUUAAGGACGGUAUACGCAACAGUAUGAUAAAGGCAGAACCGGGCGUAAGCUACACCACGAUCCGGCAAGGCAAUCAGCUUCUGACGCGCAUCAAGCUGGAAAACGACGAUGGACAGCUUCAGCAACAGCAGCUCCAACAGCAGCAGUCUCCACAGCCGACGUUUCAAACGCAGCAGCAGCAGCAGCUGCCCAAAGUGAACGUGGUAACAUCGUCGCCGCUCAUUUCCCUUGGUCCCGACGGUCCAGACAAUCUGGCACGCGUGAUAGAAAGUGUUGCCGGCAACUACUCCACUACCGUCGCUGUGGGUGGUCAGCAGCAGCAACAGCAGCUCGUGCAGCACCAGCAACAGCAGCCACAGCAAUUGAUUCAGCAUGUUCAAACCGCCUCCGGACACCAGAUACGGUACGAGAUGGAUCCGACGGUCAUCCAGCAGCAGCAAGCCACGACACCGCCCCAACAGCAGCACCUGAUAGCACAGCAGCAGCAGCAGCAGCCAAAGUUCAUCAUAACUUCGCGGCCACUGGGCACGACAGCCGCUGGUGCAAAGCUGCCCUUAACCGUACAAGCGGCCAACGUGAUACCGCACAUGCAGAAUCCUCAGUUCAUCCAAACCCAGGACCAGCAGCUGCAGCUGGCGACCAGUCAGCCCACCGUGCCGACGCUACAGAAACCGAUCCAGCUGCAGAAAAUCAUCAUGGCCACGCCGGCGAUUGGCCAGCAGCAACAAGCGCAACCGAGGCCUCGAUUGCCCCUGCAGCGUACACAGUUUGGUGUGCAAGCAAUUCAACCGCAACAGCAGCAGCAGCAGCAGCAACAACAGCCGCCCUCACAGCAGUUCCAACAGCAGCAGCAACAAGCAGCACCGAAAGCACCGCAACAAAUCGCACCAACACAGUCGCAGCAGCGCUUUCAGCAAAAGUACGUCACCAACCAACUGAUCCGUGGCCAGAACGCGUUUCUCAUGAACAAUGUGCAUCACCUACAACAACAGCAGCAGCAGCAACAGGUGGCAGUAGCAGCAGCAGCCACUGUCGGCGCGAAUGUGAUCGUUGGUGCAACGGGCAACAGCAGUCGAAGCAAGCGGACGACUGAAGCCGGCUCCGUCAGUGGAGCUGCUGCUGCCGGCAAUGGCACUGCCACGGGCAAUGGGAGCGCAAGCAGUGGUAGCAGCGGUAGUUCUGGCGGAUCAUCGUCUGGCGGCAGCAAGCGUGGUGGACGGUCGAGCAGCUCCCGGUUGCCGCCCGGUGCGGUAAAUCUCGAACGAAGCUACCAGAUCUGCCAGGCGGUGAUACAGAACAGCCCGAACAGGCAUCAGCUGAAGGCACAGCUCAAGUCACCGCAGGCGUUCCUGGCCGCGUCGAACUCCAACUCGAACAGCAGCAUCAGCAGCAUCGGUAGUACGGGCAGCAGCAGCAGCAGCAGUAGCAGCAGCAGCAGCAGUGGCGUGUCUGCGAGCAGUAUUAUCGGCAACAAUACCAAAGAGGAUGCUAACAGCGGCAGCAACAGCAGCGGUGGCGGCAGUAACAGUGCCUUUGGUGGUGUGCUGGGCUUUGGAGGAAACAAGGUAAAGGUCUCGCGUCUGGUCAACUCAAAGCGUACCGUAUCGGCAGGAGCCCGGCAGCCGUCGCCCAUCGUAGUGCGUCAGGCGUAUGCGGGUGGAGCCGCCGGUGCUGCCACACCACCGUCAGUGGUGAAUGCUUCUGCCGCAGCCGGCCCCGCAAAUCAGUCAAAUCCAAUCAGUAUUAUCGCAACCCCACAAUCGCAGCAGCAGCAACAGCAACUCCAUACGAUCGGUGAGCCGCACGGUCAACAGAUCAUUAGCGUGAGCGCUGCACCGACGAUCGUGCACGCAACUGCUGCUGCGAGCAACAAUAAUGGAACGGUUGGUGGCAACGUAAAUGUUGGUGUAACUGCAGCAGCUGGCGCGACCCCUACCGGUGCAGCAGCAGCUGCGGGAACCUUUGGUGGCAAGUAUGUGCUAGUACAGCGUGCGGCACACAUCGGGGACAUCGUAACGCCGCGGGCGGCUAGCGCACCACCGACACACAAUCAGAUACAAAUUCACCAUGUUCCUGUAUCACCACAUGCACAUCAACAGCAGCAGCAGCAGCAGCAGCAAUUGCACCAGCAAAUGUCCGCUGUGCAGCAGCAACAGCUAUCACAGCAAGUGGUGCAACAUCAACUGCAGCAACAGCAGCAACACCAGUUCCAGCAGCAGCAGGGGCAACUGCAACAGAUAGCGGCCGGCGCGAAUGCCGUGACACCCGCCAGCCUACAGGCGGCGAUCACCCGCCGAAUACCGUCCACCCACGUGAUCACCUACGGUCAGGAUGACAGCGGCGGCAUCGAAGCCGAAGACGCAACGGGCACGAAUAAUGCGAUCGUCUACAUGGAUAGCCCGAACGCAUUGAUCGGUGGAUUGCAACAUCAGCAGCAGCAGCAGCAGGAACAAGCGUUUCUGGACGGUUGCGGCAAUGGUCCCGGAGGGGCAAAUAGCAUUGUCGUCAUGAACGGUGGAGAUACAAUGGAGCCACCGGCUGGUGUAAAUGAAAUGAUGGAUGCUUCCCACUCAUCAGCCAGCGAUGGGGCGGCGGCAGGUAUGCUAGUGUCUCCGUCGGACAUUUCGCCUCACUUCAACAAUCAAAUGAUCGUCGCCGGUCAUAUGGAGCUGCUGGACAGUGGAUACAUCAACAACGAUGCAGGUAAUCAUGUCGAAGCAAUCGAACCGCAGCAACAGCAGCAGCAGCAACAAGAGUCGAUUUCCAGCACGGAACACGAUAUCGACACACUGAACUGCUGUUCCCCGCCGACAGCGCUCGCGGAUGGUGGCGGUGGCAACGCAGCUGACAAUGGCGGCGGUGAAGAUCGGGACGGUAUGGGGGAACGGAACGACGGGGCCGGGGAGGACUGUUCCUGUUCUCUCAAUGCGAUGGUGAUCUGUCAGCAGUGUGGUGCCUUCUGCCACGAUGACUGCGUCAGUGCAACGAAGCUAUGUGUAUCGUGUGUAGUACGCUAGGGAACCAUUUCCUCUUCUUUCUUUUUUGCACCAUUUUGUCUUCGUGGCAUGGUUGGAUUGGAUGCCGUCUUCCGAGGCAGGAAAGACGUAUUAUUAUGGUUCGAUUUUUUCGUUCUCCGUUUGGACUUUUUUCACUUUAACGUGCGUUUCUAAUUUGAAUCUGUGUAUAGGCAGAGUUUUGUUUUUGGUACAGACAAUUGAAAUUUGGUGCAAGUUUUCUUACCAUAAGUUUUAUUUAAUUUUACUGCUUCCGUACAAACGGGGUCGUGACGGCACCAAAACAAAUUUUGUGUGGUCGAAACAGCUCGUACUUUUUUUUUUACAAAUUAUGCAAUGAAUUGAAUGAAAUUUGUCGUUUUCCAACAUUUGAUUUGGAAUGAACUAUGAAUCUUUUUUUUUUUGUACACGGUUAAUAGAUCGUACCAGGGUGUGAAGAGUGCAGAGAAAUUGGACUGCCGACGGUUCGGAAAUUGGACUAGAAAACAUUUAUGGAAUACACAUAUUUAGGCUAACGUCGUGUCCGUCAGAUGAUAAUUAACAUUCCCAGUCACGAAAGCAAGCAAAGAUUUCGCUGCAAUGCGCGCGGUUCUUGUACAUUUCUUCUCACUAGAGGGUUUAGUUUUCGGCGCGAGUACGUACGUGUGCUGUACGCGUACGGGCGCAACGGAUGCAUGUAUGAAUUUCAAAGAUUAUACGAAGCUAAUUCAAAGAGGGACUUGCGUUGUGUUUAAUUCUUUCGUAAUGUAUUUAUUGUUCUACCUUGUAUUGUGUACAUUUAGUUAUGGUCGUUUGUUCGCGUAGGGAAAAACGCAUUUUAUCGUAAUGUGUAGCGUAACUUUUCUACAGAAAACUGGCACUUUUUGACUGGCUGAUAAUGUGAUCUAACAGGGAAACGCGCCCCGCACGUGAAGGGGUGGGGGAAGGGGAAGAUGAUACACUAUGAUAGUCGUUGAUAAAUCUCUCAGUUACUGUUUUUUGCAAAGUUAAUGCACCCUCCACCACCAAACUUGUCCCCCUUCUCCCACAAACAACCAACCUACCACCACUCCCAUCCAUCACCCCCCACACUUGUAUGAUAGUAGGAAAAUUGUGUUUCCAUGUACAUUUAUAUCUCGAUUGAGCAACACACACAAACAAACAAACAAACUACACUCUCACAUCAUGAAUCUUUCGAGUUGGUGAGAAAAGGGUCGAGGUACGUUUGCGGGCGAUAAAGCGUUUGUUUAGCAUAAAAUUAAGGCUACGAUUAUUGUGGUGCGAAGAUCCACAGAAAGACAGAAGCAACAUGAAGAAGCAAAGGCCGGGGAGAAAAUAAAGAAAAGGUAACAAAAAAAAAAGAACAGCUGUGUUACACAGUAGUUGACAAAAAGAGAAGUUGUGUAUGAACAGAAAAAAAAAACAAAAAAGAAUUGAGCUCGCACUGUGCACAAAGAACUAGAAAUGGCAUUAAAGACACAAAGCGAAAGGAAGGAAGGAAGGAAGUGCUUGAAUGCAAAUGGGUUAAGUAAACAAGUAAUGUAAUUUAUUAUCACUAAACACUAAACGGUUCAACGCAACAAAACAGAAGCAAACAAACACAAGCAAAACAGCAAACCAACCGACACAAUAAAAAAGGGUGUUUGCGUAGGAAGAAAACACUCCUGCUGGUAACUGGUACAGAAAAGAGGAGGAUGAAUUGUGACUCAGUGAACCUCUAACACAAGCAAAAAGAAAGAGAAAAAAAGAGCAAAAAAAAAACACAGAGAAAACGAGUGUGAUGCUACAUUUGUGGUAGCAAUAAAGAACGAGAUUGACAAAGAAAUUAUGUAAAAAAGAAA